AUGACAGAGACGCGUCGUUUACAACUCCAUCUGGGGAAGUGCAUAGAAGAUUUGGACAAAUUACACAAUGUACCUGAUUUAAAAUCGAAGAGAGCCACUAUGUUAUGCAAAACGGCACAAAAGCUCUUUGAGGCUGCUGAAGAGGCCCGGGAAAAGGGUGAUGAGGAAUAUUCUUAUGUACAAUAUAUGAAAUACCUUCGGAUAGUUGCAUAUAUUAGCAAAGAUAAGGACUAUUUGAAAGACAAAAAUUAUUUCAAUAAUAUGCUUGGUAUAAAAAAUCCAAACAAAGCCUUAGAUGCUGCUGAGAAGUUAAAAAAUAGUUUAAUUAUGAGAUACAAAAAAGAAGAAGAACAUCAACGCUUACAGGAUAUAAAAGAACAUGAAAUGAUUAAAAAGAAAAUCGAUGAAAACCGAAAGAAAGCUAUAGAAAAUAUUACUGUGAAUGAUCCACAACCUCUUGGACUUCCAGAUCCCGAUGAAGUGACAAUUAAAAGUGAACAGCUGUAUACAAUAUUGAAGAGCAGCAAAUUGAAAGUGAUGAUAAUGGAUGCACGUCCAGGGAAAGACUAUGUCGAAUCCCAUAUCAACCAUCCGGCUUGUAUCAGUGUGCCCGAAGAGUGUAUAUCGCCUGGACAGUCAGCGAAUGUUCUAGAAAACAAUCUACCGGCGGCCUCCCGACCGGUGUGGGCCGAGCGAGCCUCUAUGGACCUCAUAGUGAUGUUGGACUGGAGCAGCUCGGCUGUGAUACCUGGGAAGACGUUACAUUUGUUGAAGACUAUAUUGCUUAAGUGGGAUGUAAAAGUGCAAUAUUCAAGGCAACCCCUAGCUCUGUGCGGGGGGUACGAGGACUGGCUGCUGAAGUACCCAGCCUUCACGACCAACCCGCAGGCGGUGCCGCCGUCGCAGGAGAGCUCGCUAGAUGAUAUUAUGUUAGGUGGUAUAGAUUAUCCAAACUUUUCGGACCUGAGUCCUCCGCCCGUCUCCAGCAAUAGAGUGAACAAGCCCGUGGAGCCCAUGGUGGAUAGGAGUAGUAAAACUGCAGCGUUGCAGCUGUACGAAGAGAGAGCGAAAAGUAUGCAGAACAUUCUGGAUCAACAAGAACGUAUUGCGGAUACUUCACUCACACUCGAAAUGCAAAGGCUUGAAGCUGAACAGGACUGGGAGAAGGUGCGGCAGCAGCGCGAGUGCGAGCAGCGCGACGACAUGCGCGCCGUGUACCAGCUGCGCGAGCACGAGAUCAUCUCGCAGCUCAUGCAGCUCGAGAGCAAGCAGUACGACAUGGAACAAGAGAACUUAUCUCUCCGGGAGCAACUGGAGGAGUAUCAAAGAAGAGAGCGGGAAGAGGCGGAGAAGUUAGCAGAGAGUAUCUCUAAGACAACAGAGGAGUCUCUUCCCGAUGCGGACAUGCAGACGCUGGAGCGCGCCGGCGCGCGCGAGGCGGCGCGGGCGCGCGCGCGCAUCGCGGCCGUGCGCGCGCGCCGCGACCUGCUGGACCGCCAGCGCGAGGCGCUCGAGCUGCAGCGCAAGCGCCGCCUCGCCGACGCGCGCGCCGCCGCCAAGCCCGGGGACAAGGAAGAAGAUGGUGACACGUACAUGGGAUCUCCGUCAGACAGCCCCGGGGCCACCGGACUCAAUCGCUCCCAAUCGUCGCCCAAUAUAGCAAAGCUAUCAUCUGAUGAAGACGACGCGAACACGCCGGCCUUCGACCGUAGUACGAAACCGAACAAAAUGGCGCCCUCCAACGAGAUGCACCACAGGGACUUCCAGCCUGUGUGGGGCGAUGUGGGUUUUUUUUUAAAUAAUAACAAAGGGGCUUCCACCAUUCUACGUUACGAACAAAAAUGUAUACCGCUGGACGCGGCCAACAUGGUACUGAAGGUGAAGGUCAGACUCAAGUACUCACAAAAUCACAUCGUGUGGCUCUUCAAGCGAGGCCGUGGUCUCACAGGAUUAAAAAAUUUAGGGAAUACGUGUUAUAUGAACUCGAUCAUACAGUGCCUCAACAAUACGGCUAUACUCGUCACUUACUUCUGCAAUGGACAGUACCUCGAACAUGUUAACAGGUCGCAUAGCACGCGUGGUGCGAUAGCCGAAGAACUAGCGGCAGUGGUGCGAGCGCUGUGGUCGGGACAGUACAGAUUCAUCGCCGCUAAAGAUUUAAGAAACGAAGUGGGUAAACACCAGCGCGCGUUCCGCGGCAGCGAGCAGCAGGACUCGCACGAGUUCCUCACCAUUCUCAUGGACUGGCUGCAUCUAGAUCUGCAGUUCACAAUCAAACCACCACACAAGGAGAGCCUGGGCGCUUCGGAGCGCGCGUGGCACGAGUACACCAAGUCCAAGGAGAGCCUGGUGCUGCGCCUGUUCCACGGCCAGAUCCGGUCCACGGUGCGCUGCACGGUGUGCCGCGCCAGCUCGCCCACCUACGACUCCUUCUCCAACCUGUCGCUGGAGCUGCCCGCGCGCGCCGCGCGCUGCACGCUCGCGGACUGUCUAAAUCUUUACCUCAACGGUGAGACGAUACCGGGCUGGAAUUGUCCAACUUGCAAGGAAAAACGGGACGCUGUGAAGAAAUUGGACAUAUCUCGUCUACCACCAGUCUUAGUGAUACAUUUUAAACGAUUCUACGUCGACCCGAAGGAGUAUAUGUGUAACACGUACAGGAAAAAACAAACAUACAUCGAUUUUCCUUUAGAAGACCUUGACAUGAGGCAGUUCAGUUUGCACUGUCCCGGGAAUCCCCUGUACAAUUUGUAUGCGGUUUCCAACCACUAUGGGUCGAUGGAAGGCGGACAUUAUACGGCGUAUUGCAAAAGCAGUGUUUACGGAAAAUGGUACAAAUACGACGACCACCUCGUCACAGAGAUCCCGGCGAGCGAGGUGCGCUCGAGCGCCGCCUACAUACUGUUCUACACUUCUUGCACGCGCUCG
Brenthis ino (lesser marbled fritillary) is the source of this 2928-nucleotide messenger RNA. NCBI's taxonomy places the organism in Eukaryota, Metazoa, Arthropoda, Insecta, Lepidoptera, Nymphalidae. The record is from the annotation of a GenBank genome assembly.